Molecule: messenger RNA, 3198 nt
Organism: Rasamsonia emersonii CBS 393.64
Lineage: Eukaryota; Fungi; Ascomycota; Eurotiomycetes; Eurotiales; Trichocomaceae
Product: DUF1339 domain protein
Exons: 5
Coding region: 1-3198 (1065 amino acids)
Biological process (GO): retrograde transport, endosome to Golgi; intracellular protein transport
Cellular component (GO): Ric1-Rgp1 guanyl-nucleotide exchange factor complex; cytosol; Golgi membrane
Molecular function (GO): protein binding
Source: RefSeq, a predicted model, not a curated record
AUGUACUGGCCCAAUGGGGUACCCCGGGUCUACGCGGUCAAUGGUCCUGGAAUUCCGUUCUCCUCAUCCGGCGAGGAUGAAGCGUUCGAAGAUGAGGUCUCUCAAGGCAGAGAGCCCCCUUCAGAUGAGCCCGCGCAGAGACCACGUGUAGACAACAGGCCCACGGCGUGGGCGGACGAGGCCAUCAAUGGCCUCUGCGUUUCGCGCAGUGGUCAUCUAUUUGCGACAAUGACAGAGUCCUCUAUAGCGGUUUGGCAGACUAAACCUACAGCUGUCGUGGCCGCCGUCGCUCGCUCGCCAACAUCCCUUAGAACCUAUGGCCCCAAUACGUCUCUUCUCAUGCACCCCGACUCCACCAUCCUUGUCGCCCAGACCCUUCACGGAUAUCUUCUUACAUACACUGUCGCUUCAGACCCAAAUUCCCGAGUCUACCAGCAGCGCUUUGAUCACUCGAACCCUCAUCGCCGUCAGCAGAUGGCUCGUCAUUUUGGUGGCGAGGAGUACAAUGGCAUCCGGGAUGUUAGCAUACGAUUCAGGAUGGCCAUCAAGGUGGAGUCUGGUAUUGGGAAGGCUUUGGCUCUGGAUAAUGAGCUCAUUGUGGCCACCGUGAAACCAGCUGCUCUGCAGUGUAUACGGUGGACCCCUGAUAAGAAUGGGACCCAAACAACGUCAGAGCUAUUGAAUCGUAUCUUGGAUGUGUCAAAGAAGACGACUGUUGUCGAGAUGGUCUACGAUCGUGCGAUGAGCCUUUUGAUUUGGGUGACUAGUGACGGAUAUGCGUACUCUGUGCAGAGAGUUCCCGAAGGCGCUCGCGAACCGGAGGAUUCGGGGAAAUUGUUUAAAGGUUAUUGCUUUCACACUCCUGCAAACGACGAUCAGAAAGCGAUUAAGGCUGCAGUCAACGCGCGGUUUUCUCUGCUUGCCGUCAGCUGUGCUAACGGCGAUAUUCUUGUCUACACAGCCAAGGACUAUGCGGGGAACGUUGUCCUUUCGCAUAAAGUCCAGCCACCGGCUUCUACUGCUGCUACCGGUCAUUUGACAUUCAUAAGUUAUUCGCCGGAUGGAUAUUGCCUUUUCGCGGGUUAUGAGCGGGGUUGGGCGAACUGGAGUGUUUUCGGCAAGCCCGGAGGCAGCAGCUUUUCCGUAGACCGUUCUCUCGCUGUAUCCAAUGCGGAGAAUUGGUUGACAGGGGUCUCAAUGGGCUGCUGGAUAGGAGGGGGAUCCGACAUCAUCCUCGCUCGUCAGAACGAUCGCCGUUUAUGGGUUUUGGAAACAGCACGCACUGCAUUGACGGGCUGCUACUCAUCUGCCAACCUCGCAAGGGCUCUCUUGCAGACUGGUACAGAAAUUAUCCUGUAUCGCGGGCAUGACUUGCCUGAUCUUAUGACGAUUUCAGGCAAGGACUCCCUAUGGCAUCAUGCGCAGUAUCCACCUGCAUACCUCCAUGCACAGUGGCCAAUCCGGUCUUGUGUUGUCUCUCAGGAUGGACGAUAUGUCGCCAUUGCGGGACGACGUGGCCUUGCGCAUUACAGCGUCAGCAGCGGACGUUGGAAGACAUUUGAAGAUCCGAAGGCGGAAAAUUCAUUCACUCUCCGUUUAUACUCCCGAGAAUUGCCUCUCAACAACAACAGCAUCCUCCAUAUUGAAUAUCUUCCUUCCCCUGCGGUUUUCGUUGGCCCUUCUGGCGAAGAUUCCCUGCUUGUCUAUACCUACGAUAAUAUACUAUAUCACUAUGUUAUCAACUCUACGCAGUCCAAAGUGUACCUGGUACCGGUUGGUCAGAUAGCUUUCCAUGGCAUUGUCCGUGCACCUACCAGGGUCCGCGCCAUCAGUUGGAUUCUGCCGGAAGAACAGCUACGAAAUGGAGACCCGUCACAGGACGUGAAGGUGGCUUCUGUACUUCUCUUAGUCGAUGGAAACCUUGUCCUGCUGCAACCGACAGUGUCUGACAGCGGCGAGUUGAGAUAUGAUAUGCGCAUAAUCGCGCAGGAUGUCGAGUACUAUAUUCUGAUGCGAGACCAGCUUGCAUUCAAUUUUGCGCCACCGGCCGAUGAACCUGCGAGUCCAUCGGCCGACGUCGCCUUGAGUGCAUCACAAAAUAACUUAUCCCUGAGAGAUUCGCUCUGGAUGUUUUGCGGAAAGGACCUCCUCGCAUGGAGCGAUGUGCAGGAUAUUCUGCAGCGAGAGGAGGUCCCGAAACCUCUUCCUGUUCCGGUUGACUUUUAUCCCUUGUCGGUCCUCCUCAAUAAGGGGAUAAUCCUUGGAGUCGAGUCAGAGAUGAUCCAGCGACGUGAUGUUACGUUUACUAUCCUGAAAUUCGCCAUUAGGACACAUCUCUUCCUGCCAUAUUUCCUCCGACAUAGUCUUGCUAAUCUUGACAUGCCGUCUGCUCUUUCCCUCUCGCAUCAUUAUUCACAUCUCUCAUACUUUGCCCAUGCUCUGGAGAUCCUCCUUCAUCAUGUUUUAGAUGAUGCAGUAGACGGCCAAAACGAGCCACCGGUCGAUUCAUCAGAAGCGCCGCCAUCACUUCUCCCAUCCGUGAUCUCAUUUCUGCAGGCUUGCCUGCCAGCUGACGUGUUUCUCGAUAUUGUUGUUCAAUGCACGCGGAAGAACGAGAUCCGGUCAUGGCGGACCUUGUUCGCCCAUCUCCCACCUCCCAAAGACCUCUUCGAGCAGGCAUUGCGGCUCAAGUCCCUCAAGACUGCGGCUGGCUACCUCCUCGUUCUUCAAGCACUGGAGGAAGAGGAGGAAGGCAGCGAGAGCAGAAUUGAGGACUACGCCGUACGCCUGCUUGGGAUGGCAUCACAGAAGGGGGAUUGGGAUCUUUGCGCGGAACUGGCGCGGUUCUUGAUCGCUCUCGAUAGUUCCGGAGACUUGCUACGGCGGACGAUUGAACGAGUCGGCGUCCGACGUACUGCCCAGAAUAGUGAAACAGGUGACGUCAAGGGGCUGGGUCUGUCUCUGCCCAUACCGCCCUCUUCGACCCCGUCGUCGCUUUCUCCGCACCGCAUUCACCAUCGACGGCGGAAGGGCAGCGAUAUUUCUUCAUAUGCCACAAGCGGGGGCAAUACCGGGGGAACAUCACCGGUCAGGUCCAGGACAGACGACGAAGCUGCCACGACUUCAGAAGGACUGAGUCCUGGUGGAAGCAGCGGAGCUGAGGAGUACUCUUCUGCAACAUUUUCUCCAGCGCCUUAA